AUGACGAGCCCUUCCAGCGUGACGCCGACACCGUCGACCAGUGCCAAGACGACACUCGACUGUCGUGUCGACGCUACGGCUGCCAUCGAGGUUGACGUCGCCGACAAAGCAUCGAUGUGCCAUAUCUGGGCCCUUGGCGUCCUCACUGUCAUUGGCGGUCAGUUUUACGGCUGGAACGAAGCGCUAAGUACCGGCUUUGUACCCUACUUUGUGUCGCAAGUGCUCAUGGGCCUCGCCUUCAUUGCGUACAUGGCGUGUGCUUCUGAAGUCUGCGGCAAAAUUCAGUUUUCCGGCGGCGCGUACGGCCUCGCGCGCGUCACGCUCGGCUUCUACACCGGCUUCCUCGUCGGCUUUUUAGAGCUCCUCGAGUACGUCACGUACACGUCGGUCUCGGUGCUCUUCAUGUCGGACUUUAUGACGACAACGUACGGCGUGGAGAAGGCGUGGGAGCCGCUGCUCUGGGCUAUCUACUACGCGGUGACGACGAGCCUGAUCUUGCUCCGCGGCAAACAUUUUUGGCGCUUUUGUCUCGUCCUUGCCGCUGCGUGCGUGGUGCCACCCCUCGUCUAUUGCGUCGCCUCGAUUGGGCAUACUGACUUUGCAACAUAUGGACCGCUCCAAAUCGGCAACGCGUCCGAACAAGAGGUGUGGGCGGCCGGCGACCUCGGCGCUGCCUACUUUGCGUGGCUGCCUUAUACCACGUGGGCGUACGCCGGGGUCGAGUGCCUCACACUGGUGACGAGCGUCACAAAAGAUGCCAAGACGUCGAUGCCCAAGGGCUUGAUGGCCGCCACCUACACGCUCUUCGUGUUCAACGUGGCGCUGGUGUGCAUCGUCUCGGCGCUGCCACCUGGUCUCGCGGCCACGGCAAGUGCCCAGUUCCCGCUCAACACUGGGUUCGAGCUCGGUCUGCACAUGUCGGCGCACGGGGCGUCGUGGCUCAUCAUGCCCGGUCAAUUUGGCAUGGCGUUUGGCUUCAUGAUGCCAUGCGCACGACUGGCGCAGGCGCUCGCCGACUCCAACUUGCUGCCGCUGCGUCUCGGAAUCAAGGGCCAGUCGACGCCGCGCCGGGCGCUGGUGCUGACGUCGACCAGCGGGUACCUCAUCUGCCUCGUCUCGUUCUACAGUCCUCUGUUUCUAAGUGCGCUUUCAGGCAACCAGAGUCUGAUGCUCCAUCCUGCAUCGAAUCGAAGAUGGCCGGCUGAUACCUCGGCGGUACUGCCACCGCUGGCGAAGGGCCUAUCUGGUACUUGGCGAGAGGUCGCCAACUGACGCUAGCCUCCUGCAGAGGGUCUCG
Messenger RNA from Saprolegnia diclina VS20, 1297 nucleotides. RefSeq lists its product as hypothetical. Gene Ontology annotation, biological process: transmembrane transport. Gene Ontology annotation, cellular component: membrane. The coding region runs from base 1 to 1272 and encodes 423 amino acids. The transcript has a single exon. The record is from RefSeq and is a predicted model, not a curated record. Gene Ontology annotation, molecular function: transmembrane transporter activity. Lineage: Eukaryota; Oomycota; Saprolegniomycetes; Saprolegniales; Saprolegniaceae.